AUGGCAGCACAGAUGCUAGAAGCAAAGAAAAAGAGGUCAUCUACAUCCUCUAUGUGGAUCCUGACACUGGAAGGCAGAGGCUCUCUUCAAAAGGUGGAACAUGCAACUGCCACAGAUGUACUAGCAUUGAUUAAAAAAGCCUUUGAACAACAUGGAGUAGAUUCACUUAAGGAACACACUGUGGGUUUUGGUGCUGAUGGUGCAGCUGUCAAUCUUGGAGUGAGAGGAGGUGUUUCUGUACUCAUGAAGGAUGAUGAAGGAAUUGAUUGGCUAGUCACAGUACAUUGUGCUAGCCAUCGGCUUGAACUGAGCAUAGCAGAUGCUUUGAAAUCAACAGUGUUCUCAGAUAUCAAUGAAAUGCUUCAGAAUGUUUACUCCUUUUACAAAAGAAGUCCAAAGAAAAUGGUACAGUUGGAAGGAUUAGGAGAGGCCCUGGAGAUGGCAGUUUCGAUGCCUGUGAAGGCAAGUGGAACUUGUUGGCUAGAGCAUAAAAUCCGGGCAAUGAACUGGAUAAGCAAGAAUUAUGGUCUUCUUAUUGCCCAUCUUAACCAUCUUACAGAGGAUGAAUCGUUUACGAGUGCAGACAGGUAA
Paramuricea clavata is the source of this 591-nucleotide messenger RNA. The record is from the annotation of a GenBank genome assembly. Lineage: Eukaryota; Metazoa; Cnidaria; Anthozoa; Malacalcyonacea; Plexauridae.